AUGCACGUCGCAGAAGAGGAUGUGGCCGAGGCUGUUGGUCCGCACUAUUCCGUCGAAAAACUCAUCGCCCGCGGCGCAUUCGGGGAGGUCUGGCUGGCCAGAGACACGAGAAUAGGGAUCAGGGUGGCAGUAAAGCGCCUGUACCAUCGCCAGCCCUCCCGCGACAUCAUCCAGCCGGACCCCGACCGCGAAAUCGCCACCAUGCGCGCGGCGAGGCAUCGGUCGGUCGUCAACAUCAUCGGCGAGCGCCCCGGCAGAUAUGCGCGGCACAUCGUGAUGGAGUUCUGCCCAGCGAGCCUGGCCUACAUCCUCGCACGGUGCCGCGGUGCACCUGCAGCCCGCAGCGGCGCCCUGCACCCCGGCUCGCCCCGGCAGCAGUCGGGCGACAGGGCCCUUUCGCUGCCCGCGCUCAAGCACGUGGCCUGGGGGGUCCUGCGCGCCGUCGCCGCGUGCCACGCCGCCGGCGUCCUUCACCGAGACGUCAAGCCCGCCAACCUGCUCGUUUCGGCUCGCGGAGAGAUCAAGCUGGGCGACUUCGGGCUGGCCCGAAUGGCUGCCGGCACGCCGCCGGCCGGGGCCGCGCGGCCCGCGUACACGGCCGGAAUGGCGUCGCGGUGGUACCGCGCUCCCGAGCUGCUGUACGGCGCGCACCAGUACGGCCCCGCAGUCGACGUGUGGGCCGCGGGGUGCGUGAUAGGGGAGCUGUUUCGAAACGCCCCCCUCUUCCCCGGUGGCGGCGACAUCGAGCAGCUGUGCAUCGUGCUAUCAAAAAUGGGAUCCGUGGACCUCGCGGAGUGGCCUGAAGCCGCCGACCUCCCGGACUUUGGCCGCGUCGUGGUGCCCGACACGAACGCCGACACCGACAGUCCUCCGGGGGAGGGUCCCGCCGGCGACGGCGGGCAGCGAGCGACCGUGGGACGCCUGCGACGGCUGAUCCCGCGGGCGCCCGAGGGCCUCGUGGAGCUGCUGGCGGCGCUGCUGCGCGUGACACCGUCAAAGCGCGUCUCAGCAGAGCAGGCCAUGCUGGACGGGUUCUUCUUCUCGUGGCCGCCCCCGUGCACGGGCGACGAGUUCGUGGCCGAGCUGGAGGCCGCGGGGAUCAUCGAGCGAGGCGCCUGGGGGCAGGAGCACCACGCAUUGCCUGACUAA
Molecule: messenger RNA, 1149 nt
Organism: Pedinophyceae sp. YPF-701
Lineage: Eukaryota; Viridiplantae; Chlorophyta; Pedinophyceae
Source: the annotation of a GenBank genome assembly